Messenger RNA from Cokeromyces recurvatus, 1467 nucleotides. Its product is annotated as transmembrane amino acid transporter protein-domain-containing protein. The record is from RefSeq and is a predicted model, not a curated record. The transcript has a single exon. Gene Ontology annotation, cellular component: vacuolar membrane. Gene Ontology annotation, biological process: amino acid transmembrane transport. NCBI's taxonomy places the organism in Eukaryota, Fungi, Mucoromycota, Mucoromycetes, Mucorales, Mucoraceae. Gene Ontology annotation, molecular function: amino acid transmembrane transporter activity. Bases 47 to 1102 code for a protein of 351 amino acids.
GCAAGGUGGAUGGCUUGGCAUAUUGAUUCUUUUCUUAUCAUGGUUUAUGUCUAUUUAUACUGGUAUCAUUUUAAUUCGUUGUCUAUAUGCAAAUGGUAAAGCGCGUUUGACAACUUAUAAAGAAGUUGCUACUGCUGCCUUUGGAUGGAUCGGUGGCUGGGUCACUUUUUUCUUUAAUGCAUGGAUUCUUUUAGGUGCACCUAUUCUUUAUAUGGUACUUUCUGGUACUAAUUUAAACCAUCUCUGUAGAGGCACUGCUGGAGAAAUUGGAGAGAAGCCAUGGAUCAUUAUCUCUUCUGUAGUCGUUGCUAUUCCUUUUAUUCUGGUUAAAACAAUGAAAGAAGUUGCUUGGAUGAGUGCCUUUGGUGCUGUUGCUACUCUUGUCGUUGUCUUUAUUUGCUUAGCUAUGUCUGCUAUUGAUAAACCUAACCAAGUAAAUGUUCAUCACGAUGCCGUAAUCUGGAAUAUGUUCCCCAUCGCGCUAAGUACUAUAUCCUUCAGUUUUGGUGGCAAUGUCGUUUAUCCUCAUGUCGAGGCUUCCAUGAAAAAGCCUCAAGAUUGGCCAAAGGUGGUAGCUGGUGGUCUUAGUACCUGUGCUUUCAUGUAUUUUGUUACUGCCAUCUCUGGUUAUCUCAUUUAUGGCUCAAAUGUCCUUUCGCCCAUUUAUAAUAGUAUUCCUGAAGGUGCAGCUCAAAUUGUUGCUAUUGUCGUGAUCACUCUUCAUGUCUUAUUGGCUGCGCCUAUCCUUACCACUUCAUUCUCUCUCGAUAUUGAAGAAAUGCUUAAUAUUACCGUCGAACGCUUUGGUAAAGUUAAAGAAUUUUUGCUGCGUGCUAUUAUUCGUAUCUUGACUAUGGUUGUUAUUGGCGUGAUUGCUUGCUCUGUACCUCACUUUGGUGAAUUGAUGUCCCUUAUUGGUGCCUUUGCUAAUUGUACUUUAAUCUUUAUCUUCCCUGUCACUUUCUAUUUAAAACUAACUGGUGUUCGAAACAAACCAAUUUAUGAACUUUUAUGGUGUGCUCUUGUAGUCAUCCUCGGUCUUGUUGGUUUAGUUUUUGGUACAAUAGAAGCCGUAAAGGAAUUAAUAACAGCAUUUUCCUAAUCUGUCAUAUUUAGUCCAUUUUUCUUCUUAUUCUUUUUUUAUAUUUUUUCAUCUUUUGUACAUACUAUUACCUUACAUCAUCACACAAUUAUAUUCCAUAUAACAAUUAUAUAUAAUCUAUUUUUUUUUCUUUUUUUUUUUCAAAAAAAAAUAUUAAAGUAGUAAAUUAAUAUUUUAAAAGGAAUACCUCAUAAUAUUAUAAUUUCCAGGAUCUUUUCUAAAUCCUAAAAAAAGGUGAUCACUUACACUAACCAAAUAUAAAAGUUAAUAAUAGAAUAUCGGUGCCCAUAGACGACUAUCGGCCGUAUUACGUUUUUUUUUAUAUCUCAAAAAAAAUAAAAUAAAAUAAAAUAAUAAGAUGCUAC